AUGAAGAUAAUCAAUUCGGUCAUUGUAGUCGGACUCUAUUAUGGAUUUCUGACCACAUUCUCUAUAGGGCCCUCUUAUAUCUUCCUUCUCCGAGCUCUGGUUAUGGAAGAAGAAACCGAGAAGAAGGUAUCAGCAACAACUAGUUUUAUUAUAGGACAGCUCAUGAUGUUUAUAUCGAUCUAUUUUGUGCCACUGCAUCUAGCAUUGGGUAGACCUCAUUCAAUAACUGUCCUAGCUCUACCAUAUCUUUUGUUUCAUUUCUUCUGGAACAAUCACAAACACUUUUUUGAUUAUGGAUCUACUACAAGAAAUUCAAUGCGUAACCUCAGCAUUCAAUGUUGGUUUUAUUGGUUGGUUAAUUGGUCACAUUUUAUUCCGAAUAAGUACAUUCGAUCUAAUAAGUACCUUGUGUUAGAAUUGAGAAAUUCUAUGGCUCGGAUCUUUAGCAGAAUACCCUUGCCCAUUCUUACUAAGAAAUUAAAUGAAGCUAAGAAACAUAAAGUGGCCUUAAAAAUAGAAGAAAUGGAGUAA
Capsicum annuum is the source of this 531-nucleotide messenger RNA. RefSeq lists its product as uncharacterized. Gene Ontology annotation, cellular component: membrane. The record is from RefSeq and is a predicted model, not a curated record. The transcript is spliced from 4 exons. The coding region runs from base 1 to 531 and encodes 176 amino acids. NCBI's taxonomy places the organism in Eukaryota, Viridiplantae, Streptophyta, Magnoliopsida, Solanales, Solanaceae.